Molecule: messenger RNA, 4552 nt
Organism: Oryctolagus cuniculus (rabbit)
Lineage: Eukaryota; Metazoa; Chordata; Mammalia; Lagomorpha; Leporidae
Product: histone H4
Cellular component (GO): nucleosome
Molecular function (GO): protein heterodimerization activity; DNA binding; structural constituent of chromatin
Source: RefSeq, a predicted model, not a curated record
GCCGUGGCGGGCUGCAGCACAGUCUGUUCUCUGAAUCGCGGCAGCAAUGUCUGGCAGAGGCAAAGGCGGCAAAGGCCUGGGCAAGGGCGGCGCCAAGCGCCACCGCAAGGUCCUGAGGGACAACAUCCAAGGCAUCACCAAGCCGGCCAUCCGGCGGCUGGCUCGGCGCGGCGGCGUCAAGCGCAUCUCCGGCCUCAUCUACGAGGAGACGCGUGGCGUGCUGAAGGUCUUCCUGGAGAACGUUAUCCGGGACGCCGUCACCUACACCGAGCACGCCAAGCGCAAGACCGUCACGGCCAUGGACGUGGUGUACGCGCUCAAGCGCCAGGGCCGCACCCUCUACGGCUUCGGAGGCUGAGCCGCCGCUGCAGUCCGCUUCCACCUCCCACCCCAAAGGCCCUUUUUAGGGCCGACCACGCGGUCUUCGGAAGAGCUGGGCGCUCGGGCGGAGAGUAAUGGCCGAGUCAGGCAGUUAGACUCGGGGGGUAGUUUUAGUAGGUACCGGGGUGGUCCUGGGGUGGGGUUUCCCCGGAGCAGCGAAAUUUCCAGUGCUCUAGUCGAUCCCGGGGGUGCCGGGCUUCGCGGGUUCCCGGGAUGUGUCGGGGGAGGUGGAGGCCAGUGAGUCGACACGAACAGUCCGAAUUUGAUCAGCACAGUGGCCAAGGCAGCCCUUGGUCUGCAGUUAGGCCGCGCCAAUUCUAUCGCUGGACCCCGCUUGACUUGGCUAACUUGCCCCCUUCGUUUUCUGUCACUGCCCAAGGAGUGAGUGAGCCAAAGCACCCUUAAGGGCCAUUUUGGCCGGUGGUUUCCGACCUGUAGUUGGUUGUUUGCAAUAAAGGUGAGAUUGUAAAAGCCAACGACAGUUAACUGUUUAAAGCCAAAUAAAAGGAUGAGACGUAAUUAGUUGAGGGAUGAACCCAGGGCCGGUUUUAAAAGUAAAUUGCUUCUAGCAAGUUUUCUGGCCAGUGCACGAGAAGUAUGGUAUUCUGUGAUAUGUGUUAAACAGUUCUCAACUUAGCAUUGCAAGGACACGGGUGGAGACAGGUUUUAAUGUGUCCCUAUAAACUUGAGCAAACUACAUAAUGUUAGCCUGCAGUGGAAGUAAAUCUUUUGCAAAAACAAGUAAUUCGGGCAGGUGAAUUUUACCUAUUAGGGCUUGCUUGCUUGCUAAGACACCUGCAGGAACAUACCCACCACGGGUACAGAAAGCUCAAUUUUGUUUUAAGAUUUUAUUAUUUAUUUGAAAGAGUUACAGAUACAGGUAGAGACAGAGGUCUUCCAUCCGCUGGUUCACUCCCCAGAAGGCUGCAAUGGCAGGAGCUGCGCUGAUCAGGAGCCAGGAGCUUCUUCCGGGUCUCCCACACAGGUGCAGGGGCCCCAAGAACUUGGGCCAUCUACUGCUUUCCCAGGCCAUAGCUGGGAGCUGGAUCGGAAGAGCAGCAGCCAGGACUAGAACCGGCACCCAUAAGGCCAGGGCUUUAACCCGCUGCGCCACAGCGCUGGCCCCUCAAUUUAGUUUUGACAAGGCAGAAGGAAAUGGUUCUGUAUCAGCAUGGCAGGCCGUUCUGUACACUGCCAUUCCUUCUAAACUGCUCUGGUUCAGGUUGAAAUGUGGUGGGUCCACACUUCUAAUCCUGAAGCUUAAUUAUGAUUUUGCCACUAUUUGCCUGUGAGAGUGGUUUGUUAUUUGGCAUCCAUGUGAGAAAUAAAUUGGAGGCUUCUGUGUGCAUGAUGUUUCUUUUUCCCUUUAAAAUCUGUAAUUUAUAGUGUCUAUUUAGCACCCUUUUGUUUUUUAACUUCAAGGCAAUGCAGAGUGAAUAUAUUUGAUCCUCAGAUGCUCUGAGAAAGGAUAUGAAGAUUGAAGAAAAAGGAUAGAGAAAGAGUGGAUGGAAAACACGUCAGUUGUCUUAGUGAUCUCAAAUCUAGCUGCAUAGGAAACCUGGGGACUUGUUAGAACCACAGUCUUGGGUCCCACCCCAGAUCUGGCGAAUGAGAAACUCUGGGGGGCUGCGAUGGAACAGUCUCCAGUCUCUUCUAGGUGAUUUUAAUGCACACUGAAGUGGUUUUUUGGUUUAAAGAUUUAUUUAAGAGAGAGAGGUCUGAAGUGUUUCACUCCCCAGAUGACCACAGCAGCAAGAACUGAGCCAGGUUGAAUCCAGGAACUUCUGAGUUUCCUACAUGGGUGCAGGGCCCCAAGCACUUGGGCCAUCUUCCACUGCUUUCCCAGGUCAUUGGCAGGAAGCUGGAUGGGAAGUAGAGUAGCUGGGACUCAAACCAGUGCCCAUAUGGAUGCUAGCCCACAGGCAGAGGCUUAACCUACUACACCACAGCAUCAGCCUGAAGCUUUUUUGUUUUAUCAUGAGCGGGUUACACAGGAUUACAGUUCUGGCCUUCUGAUGGGUUUUGUCCCCGUCCUUUGAUUGAUUGUCUCCCCAGUUGUGCUUAGAAGACUCUGCUUCCACUGGUUUCUCAGGUCUGCCUCUCGUGGAGCUGUCCUCCUGGCUGCUGGGGCCAGAGGUUUCUGACUCCAAUAAAUCUUGUUUUGCUCACUGCCUUGUCCCUGUGGAAAUUCUUCCAUGUGAGACAAGAACUGAAGUCACCUUUCUGCAUUGCCAUUUGACCAGAAACAAUUACAGAGUCCAGUGUGUGGAGCUACUUCCAUCACCAUGGCCACAGGGGCACUGGAGUGUCCCACUAUCAGACCUCCCUUUCCAGGCUCCCUGCUUGCCUGCGUGGUAGUGCUACACUCCUCCACAACCAGGUCAAUGCUCCUGAGCACCUUUGACCGUAUUCUAACUUUUCUUCCUUUGAAACCUUUCACUCUGAGCUUUAUGUAUGCCAUAUAUUUCUCUACUUGAGCCAAAAGGACUGUCAUUUGUGCAGCUAUUAGCAUAUAAAAAGUAUGAGUGAAUAAGAAUGUUGAAAUAUUAAGAAUGAUUUAUAUAUAUUUGUAGGUGUUGGUUUUUGUUAACAUUCAUGGAACAUUUCUGAAUUUUUAAAAUUUCUUUUAAAAAGCAUGAAUAUCAUUUUCCUCAAAACAGAGAAUCUGUGAUGUGAAUCACAGCAAAUCUCAGCCAAAGUUAGUUUCUCUUAUUUAGUUGUUACAGAGAAUCCUGCCUUUUCUUUUUUCCUUAAUAUUUGUUUAUUUUAUUCAAAAUCUGUUGGUUCACUCUCCAAAUGGCCACAAUGGCCAGAGCUGGACCAGGCCGAAGCCAGGAGCUUCAUGCAGGUCUCCUGUGUGGCUGCAGGGAGCCAGAGACUUGGGCCAUCUUCCACUGCUUUCCCAGGUGCAUUAGCAGGGAACUGGAUUGGAAGUGGAGCAGCUGGGACUCAAAACGGGCAUCCAUAUGGGAUGCUGGCCCUGCAGAUGACAGCUUUACCUGCUAUGCCACUGCAUCGGUCUUGAAUUCCUGCCUUUUUGAGGGGACUUUUUUAAGGAUCAAAUGAAAGGGCCAGAAGUGAUAAAGAAACCAGAAGUUAUAUAUUUAUUGCCUGUUUAACCCCAGCUAGUUCCCACAUGCCCUGUAAUCAUGGGAGGAUUACUGAAGGGAGGAGCAGCUAGAAUAUGGAGCAAGUAAGACUGAGCAUUAAGAUGAGGUUGCAACACGCCAGACUCUUCAGGACUGGACCAAAAAAACAAAGCCAUCCUAAAGAACCAAAUGGACUCCCCAACUGACUUGACUAUUAUUACUCAAGAAUAUUCAAAUCCCUGAAAACGCUAAAAGGUAAAUGGUAUCACUAUCAUGAAUGAGGAAGCUGCUGUUUAGGUGAUGGAAACAACAUGGCAUUCUCUGAUACACCGUGGUGCGUGCUCCUAAUUUUACCAAGACAUUUGUCUAAAAUAUCACACACUUUGCAAAUCAUGAAUAAUCUGAGGCUCUAUUAAUAUAUUUGUCAUUUAUUUAGUAGAACCAGAGAAUAUUAGUGCUAGAAAGCACCAAAAAACAAUCGUCUGGCCCAGUUUCCUUGUGUUUUUCUGCUGGCUUCAGGGUAGGACUCUUUCCUACUUUCCUGGGCCCAUCUGGUCCCUAGCGGGACCUCUCCACAGCCCUGGCCCCAGCGGCCUCCUCGGCAGCUUGCACUCCCGGGCUGCCCACUCCCACAGGCAGGGAGGCCCAGAGUCAGCCGGGGGGCCCCCCUCUGCCUCCGUGAUCCCUGCCUGCCCUGUCCCCCAUCCAGCUUCAGGCAAUUUUCUCUGUGCCCCGAAGUCAACACUUCCCCUCCAGUCCACAGCAGGCGGCGGGGGGUGUCCCCUGUGCUCAUCCUCAGCCCCUCUCCCCUGCCUCAUCCCUGCCUCAGGUGCUGCUCACUUCCCAUUGCUCUUGUCCCCUGCCCCCGGACUCACCUUCUUCAUGUGCAGCUCUGACUGUUACCUAUCUGCUCAAGGAACUGGCCUGGUUUUUUGCUUUCCUGGCUCUUUUUCAAGCUUCGGUCCCAAUCUUUUUCCACCCCUGUGGAAAACCACUCUACUGUGUUUCCAGCAUCUUGUUUAAAUGUAUGAUUGCCAAGUAUAUUAAUUUCCGUAAGAGCAUUGUUUUCUACUUCACUUCAU